Molecule: messenger RNA, 708 nt
Organism: Penicillium canariense
Lineage: Eukaryota; Fungi; Ascomycota; Eurotiomycetes; Eurotiales; Aspergillaceae
Exons: 3
Coding region: 1-708 (235 amino acids)
Source: RefSeq, a predicted model, not a curated record
AUGGAGCCCUCCGGUGGAGGAGCAGGGAGCUCUCCGUGCACCACCCAAAGUUUCAAAGCACAAUACAAUCGGCUCCAUGUUACCGCGCUUGAGGAACUCGAUGAUACAGCUGAAGCUCAGUAUAAAUGUUGGUACAAUGUCGCAGGUGGCCUUAUUCUCGUGGACUAUGCAUGGAGCCCGAGUUACAUCAUAGGUGAAAAUGACGACAAUGAUUGGUGGCCUGAAGAUGUGACAGCCCCGGCUGUUAGCAAGCUGUCUGAUUUGAUAUAUAUGGCAUGGGCAAGCCAAGCGGGUACGGAUCUCACUUCUCUGCAAUAUGUCGUUCAGUUGAAUGUUGUGAACGUGGGAUCGAGACUUGCGAUGAACAUGGCUAUGCAGGCUCGGAAUAAUGACUGGUCAGAGCCCGAGAUCUUUACACAAGGAUCCACAGAGUUCAACGCAUUGCCUGGAUCUCCAAAUGGCAAUCCUCAAGCGUGGCUCCUCAUCAAUCACAAAGCGGAUCUGGGUAUAAAGACAGUUUACAGUAUUAUGCUAUGGACAAGCAGCACUGUCGUCUCAGGCCAAAGCGAGAUCGAUGAUGAUAACAGCGCGCAAAAAAGGAAGAUGUGUUGGGUCGAAGACGCAGACUACUAUGGGCUCUGUCAGCAUAUGCUUUUCACUUUCGAGGAUGUGUCAACUAGCGACGAGGACGCUAUGGACCUUUCUUAA